Molecule: messenger RNA, 732 nt
Organism: Terrapene triunguis (Three-toed box turtle)
Lineage: Eukaryota; Metazoa; Chordata; Testudines; Emydidae
Gene: LAG3
Product: lymphocyte activating 3
Exons: 5
Coding region: 1-732 (243 amino acids)
Molecular function (GO): MHC class II protein binding; transmembrane signaling receptor activity
Source: RefSeq, a predicted model, not a curated record
AUGACAUUGGCAUUUAUGCCACUGUCUCUCACCCUCACGCUGCUGGUGACCAAUGCCAGCAGUACUUCCCCUGGAGCACCAAAGGAGCAGAGGGGGGAGCAGAGGGUGUGGGCCAAAGUGGGAGACCUGGUUGUGCUCCCCUGUCACCUGAGUCCUCAGGAGCUGCAGAGCAGCUGGAAGCAGCUGUAUGAGAAGACAGCUGUCCGCUGGGAGCGGCAUGGGGAAAGCUCCCACAAAGAGCCCCACAUGGUGCUGGAGGUGGAGUACAGUGGUCUCCUGAAAAGAGCCCGAUCCAUGAUGCCCCGAGCCUCAGUUAGGGAAACUGGCUUCCGCCAAGGGGACUUCUCCCUCUGGAUUGAGCCACUACUGAGUGACGAUGCAGGCCAUUACGAGGCGCUGGUGAGAUAUGGCAAGGAGACUCGGCGCUGCCAGUUGGAGCUGGGCAUGGUGACAGUGACUGUCAAUCCCCCAGGCCUCCUGGUGGAAACGGAGCCUCUCUUGCUAAACUGCAACUCCAGUCAUCCAGCUAAGCUUGUGGGGAUGCGCUGGUUCCAUAAUGGCAGCUUGGUCCCCAUCUCCAGCAGGUUUCGUUCCCGCCAUGGGGCUCUAUCCAUCUCCAGGCCAACUUCACCCCAAGUAUCAAAGGGCCAGUCGCUGAAGGCUCUCGUCUGCUGCUUAUCUGCAGCCUCACCCACCCCAGGGGGCACGAGCACUUUCAGUGGAGGCAACUGA